Fusarium vanettenii 77-13-4 is the source of this 1596-nucleotide messenger RNA. RefSeq lists its product as uncharacterized. Gene Ontology annotation, cellular component: membrane. Bases 1 to 1596 code for a protein of 531 amino acids. Gene Ontology annotation, biological process: transmembrane transport. The transcript is spliced from 6 exons. Lineage: Eukaryota; Fungi; Ascomycota; Sordariomycetes; Hypocreales; Nectriaceae. The record is from RefSeq and is a predicted model, not a curated record. Gene Ontology annotation, molecular function: myo-inositol:proton symporter activity.
AUGGGCAAGUCGAUAUCGCAAAAGAUUGAGCACGUCGAACAGUCUCAGGGCACCAUGGUUGAUUUCGAUGAUUCUAUCGAAGACACCAAGCCCUCCAGAUCCGUGUGGAUGAUCACCUUCACCGUUGCCAUGGGUGGAUUCUUGUUCGGCUACGACACAGGUGUCAUUUCUGCUGUGCUCGUCACUCUUGGGGAUGACCUGGGCCACGAACUUGAUUCCCAUGAGCAGGAGCUGGUCACGUCUAUCACUUCUGGCGGCGCCCUCAUCGGUGCUCUGAUCGCUGGUCUGCCCGCUGACAAGUACGGCCGCAAGCUGGGAAUCUAUAUCGGCUGUGCUCUGUUUCUCAUUGGAUCGAUCAUCCAGGCCGCGGCAUUCAAUCUUGCGGCAAUGACCGCUGGACGCCUGAUUGUUGGUCUGGGUGUCGGAUCGGCUGCCAUGAUCAUUCCUCUCUAUAUCGGUGAACUGGCUCCUGCCAAGUACCGAGGUCGUAUGAUUGCCUUUGAUAACCUCAGCGUCACUCUUGGUCAGCUCGUCUCAUACGGUCUUGGUGCCGCCUUUACCGACGUUCCCCACGGCUGGAGAUACAUGGUUGCCGUCGGAGGCAUCCCACCCAUCAUUUUGGCUGCUCUUCUUCCUCGAUGCCCUGAAUCUCCCCGCCAACUGAUUGCUCAUGGUAAGAGAGAUGAAGCCGAGAAGUGCUUGCGUCAGGUCUAUCCAGAUGCCACCGAAGAGCAGAUGAAGGCCAAGGUUGAUCGACUUGUGUGGACUGUUGAGGUUGAGUCCCAGAUUGUGUCCGACAAGUCUCUUUGGUGGCAGUUUAAGCAGCUUCAUUGCGUUCCCUCGAAUCUUCGAGCCCUCAUCUGUGCAUGCACUGUCAUGGCCAUUUCACAACUUGGUGGUUUCAACACUUUGAUGUACUACUCCGCCACCCUGUUCUCUCUCGUGGGUUUCAACAAGCCCACCGCUGUCGCCAUCGUUGUCGGUGCCACCAACUUUCUUUUCACGUUUGUCAACAUGGUCGUUAUCGACAAGGCUGGCCGUCGCAUCAUCUUGCUUGUGACUGUACUUGGCAUGGCUCUGAGCAUGGUUGUUGCCGCGAUUGCCUUCCACUGGAUCCCCAUCUCCAAGGACCUCGUGCUCCAGGCUGAUUCGGUCAAUUGGGCCGGCAUCGUGGUUCUCGUCACCAUCAUCCUUUACGUUGCCUUUUUCGCUAGCGGUGUCGCAACCAUCGGCUGGGUCGGAACCGAACUGUUGCCUCUUGAGGUUCGUGCUCUCGGCACUAUGAUGAACACCGUCACUUGCUGGGGUUGCAACAUCAUCAUCGCGUCCACGUUCCUUUCCAUGAUGAAGGGCAUGACGCCAAGCGGUGCCUUUGGCUUUUACGCAGGUAUUUGCUUCUUCGGCUGGGUCUUUGUGGUCUUCUUUUACCCCGAAGUCAAGGGACUCCCUCUGGAGGAAGUCAGAAAGGUCUUUGAGAACGGUUUCGAUGUCAAGUUGGCUGCUCAGAUGCAGCGCGAUCUCAAGCUCCAAGGCUUGAGUCAUAGGGUGGUAACAUUAGCUACUACCUUUGUCCAGGGCCACGUAGAAGGGGACUGA